Molecule: messenger RNA, 3012 nt
Organism: Cryptosporidium muris RN66
Lineage: Eukaryota; Apicomplexa; Conoidasida; Eucoccidiorida; Cryptosporidiidae
Product: phosphatidylinositol 3- and 4-kinase family protein
Exons: 1
Coding region: 1-3012 (1003 amino acids)
Biological process (GO): phosphatidylinositol phosphate biosynthetic process; phosphatidylinositol-mediated signaling
Cellular component (GO): cytoplasm; membrane
Molecular function (GO): 1-phosphatidylinositol 4-kinase activity
Source: RefSeq, a predicted model, not a curated record
AUGGUAGACCACUGGUUAGUAUCCAAGCCAAUGUCAGCAUUAUUCAGUAGAAGUGCAUCUAAAUCUAAUAAGGAUGAAUCAGCUUCUCCUAUUGUAAAUUUGGGGGAUUUUCCUCUAUCUCCAGGUAAUGAAACAAAGUUAUCCAUAUCAGAUAUUAAGAAAGGUUCAUUGUUGAGACUAUUCCAAUCAGAUGUAUUUGACGCUCAUUUGCAUAUGUAUUAUUUAUAUCACCAUAAAGAGUGUGGUGUACAUGAAUAUUUGGUAAAUUUACUUUAUGAGAGAUCUGAUGAUGUACUAUGGUAUUUACCUCAAUUAUGUGAGUUAUCUGUUACAAAGAGCAGCCAAAGUAGUUUGUGGAAAUUCUUUCUAGAUAAAGCUAGUGAGAAUAUGCACUUUUCCUUAGUAUUGUCAUGGCUAUAUCAAGCUAUGGUUGAAGAUAACAUAGCAGAUAUAGCUCCAAUAGCUCAAAAUAUGAUUCAUAAAAUUGAGAUGGCAGUAGUAAAUAGUAAAUUCAGACCUAAAUCAAGAUAUAUUGAAAAACUCAUGCUUAAUUUAGAUGAUAAUAAAGAUAAAACUAUUACAAUAGAUAAUAAAAAAGACAAUAUGGAAAUAUCUAUGACUAAGUGUUCAACAGCUCCAAGUUGUGAAUCAAUAAAUAACUCUAUAAAUUCUCCAAUUCCUGAGGAUUCUAAAGGUAGUAGUUCUACGGGAGAUAAGGUAGAAAUAUGCAUUGAAGAGGCUUUAGGAGUAUGUGGAGAUAGUCAACCAAGUAGUGAUGAUAAUACUAAGAUAUUUUCUGAUUCAUCCUCACUAUAUUUAAUGACAAUCCCUUCUAUAGGUUUAAUACCUUCAUCGCAGACUAUAACAAAAAGCUCUAAAAAUUUUGAACCUACAGUUAAUCUUUCCUCAUCUUGUUCAUGUGACAUGUUGCCUGAUAUUUGGAUACGUAGAAUACUGAGUGAUUCUAUAGAUAGUUAUGGGGCUGAAAUAAUACAAGAAAAUUUGGGUAUAAUUAAUAGGCAAUUCAAGAGGCUUUAUACUAAGGAUAUUGUAGCUGCACAUUAUAAUCCUAAUAGAAAUUUAUACAACAGUUCUGCAAUUCCAUUUAGUGUCAAUGUAAAUAGCUGUGGAGAUUCCGGCAAAGUCCCAAUUCCUUAUUUCUUCUUUAUAAAACUUGGUUCUCCUUUUGAGCUUAUAGAUGUCGGAACUGUUAUUAGGAGUAUUCAAGGGAGAUUUGAAAGAAAGAAAGCAGUUACCACUACACUUGAUAAUGAAGAUUAUAGUGAUUUACUUGAGGGAGGUUUCACAAAUACAGAAGACUUUGCAAGUUGUAUAUCGGAGAUAGAGAAGCAUAGUGAGUCUUUAUACUACUUGUUGAAACAACAUAGAUGUAAUUACUUUAAUAGGAUAAAUCAAUUUGUACUACAAAUCCUGGAUAUAUCAACAUUUCUGCAGAAUCAUGUGCACAAAGAGCAUCGUUGUGAAGUAUUGGAAUUUAUCUUUGAAGAGUUGAAUUUAUGGCUAUUUUAUUCAAGGUUUACAAUUGCAAUAUCAAGAACAACAUAUGUUUUAAAUGGUUUAACUCUUCCAAUGUCAUUUUUAGAUCAUAUUGGGCCUAGAAGUUAUCCUUUAAAGGCACCAACUCCUUUCAACUAUUAUGAGGAUUCAAGAGAUUCUAGACGUUUGUCACUAAACCAUUGUCAAUUUCUUAAGAUUGUUCCUAAUGAAUUCAAAGUCUUUAAUUCUCGUAAGCGUGUACACUUUUUAUUUGUUGUUGAGGUAGCUGACUUAGAUGACAAUUCCGAGAGUAAUAUUGUAGAAAGUUUAGUCGCAAAGGAUAUAUUACUUUACUUACAAAAUCAUGGAAUAUCACUUCCAAAGAAUAUUUGCAAGGUUAAGGAUUCGAUUACUGCGUCAUCUAAGAAUGUAUCACCUCACUUUAGUACACUGCUGAAUUUUCUAAGUAUUCUAGUGAAUGGUGUCCCAGAUUCAAUGGAUAACAAUACUAGUAUGAAAUUAUCUAGUCCUAAUAUUGAAGAUCAAGUAGAUUUAGAAGAUGAUUCAAGUUGUGACUCAGCUUUUAUGAACUCUAAUGAGAAUAAUCUUGAAAUUUUAGUAAAUGAUAGACAUGAACUAGAAACGAACUGGCCACAAGAGCUGUGGUGUGAAAAAGUUGAAAGGAUUCGUCAAACAUCACCAUUCUCAAGUUUGAGAAGUUGGGGCUUAAAGACGGUUUUAUUGAAAUCUUCUGACGAUUUGCGUCAAGAGCUGUUAGCUUCUCAGCUAUUGCAACAAUUUGACGGUAUUUUUCGUAGUAACAACUUGCCACUAUGGCUUUAUCCAUAUGAAGUCUUAGUUGUUGGGGCUCAUGGAGGAUUUAUAGAGUAUAUUCCAGAUACAUUUUCGAUAGAUGGGCUCAAAAGGAGGCUACAAACUGACAAUCUGCAAAAUUGCUUUGAAAAGUUAUUUCCUGAUAAUAAUGAAAGAUCUAAAGCAAGAAUAGCAUUUGUAGAAAGCCAUGCAGCUUAUAGUUUAGUAAGUUACUUUCUACAAGUUAAGGAUCGUCACAAUGGGAAUUUCCUUCUAGACCGUUUCGGCCACAUUAUUCAGAUAGACUAUGGUUUUAUGCUAAGUAACUCACCUGGAAAUGUAAAUUUUGAACAAAGUCCAUUUAAGCUAACUCAAGAAUUUUUAGAUAUUAUGCUAGGUGAAAAUUCCUCAGAAUUCCAAUACUUUGUGGAUCUUAUUACUAGAGGAUUCCUUAUUGCUAGGAAAUAUGUUGAUCAAGUAAUCUUAACUAUUGAGAUAAUGACAAGUUCUUCUAAAUUACCAUGUUUUGCCUUGCAAACUAACAAAAUUUAUCUAAUUCAAGAUAUUAAAGAUCGCUUUUUCCUCCAACUUACUGAGGAGCAGUGUAUUCUAAAGAUUUCGGAACUUAUUCAGACGUCAAUAAAUAAUUGGAGAUCAAUUCAAUAUGAUGCCUUCCAAAGACUUACAAAUGGAAUUCUAUAG